GGGCGGACGCGGCCACCUCCUCGGCGGGGGGAGGCGGGACGGCCCGAGAUAAAUGGCUCAUUUAAAUUGGGAGCUACUAAAAUACUCUCUGGCUGGCAAAUGCAGUGCCUAGCAGCAGUCAUCAAGGACGAACCAAACAUGAGUGGAGGAGGGGAACAGGUCGACAUUCUUCCGGCCAAUUAUGUGGUCAAAGAUCGCUGGAAAGUGUUGAAGAAGAUUGGUGGCGGUGGCUUUGGGGAGAUCUAUGAGGCAAUGGAUCUGCUGACACGUGAAAAUGUGGCCUUGAAGGUGGAAUCAGCCCAGCAGCCCAAGCAAGUUCUCAAGAUGGAAGUGGCUGUCCUGAAAAAGCUGCAAGGGAAGGAUCAUGUUUGCAGAUUUAUUGGCUGUGGAAGAAAUGAAAAAUUUAAUUAUGUGGUCAUGCAGCUUCAGGGACGAAAUCUUGCAGAUCUCAGAAGAAGUCAACCUCGAGGGACUUUCACGCUGAGCACAACGCUGCGAUUAGGCAAACAGAUUCUGGAGUCAAUAGAAGCCAUUCACUCUGUGGGAUUCCUGCAUCGUGACAUCAAGCCUUCCAAUUUUGCCAUGGGCCGCUUACCUUCAACAUACAGGAAGUGCUACAUGUUAGACUUUGGUCUGGCUCGUCAGUAUACCAACACUACUGGUGAAGUCCGGCCACCCCGCAACGUUGCUGGCUUCCGAGGAACGGUCCGCUACGCUUCAGUGAACGCACACAAAAACCGAGAGAUGGGUAGACAUGAUGACCUCUGGUCCCUUUUUUACAUGUUGGUGGAGUUUGCAGUUGGUCAGCUUCCAUGGAGAAAGAUCAAAGAUAAGGAGCAGGUUGGCAUGAUAAAAGAAAAGUAUGAACACAGAAUGCUGCUAAAACAUAUGCCUUCAGAGUUCCACCUUUUUCUGGAUCACAUUGCAAGCCUAGACUACUUCACCAAGCCAGACUAUCAGCUAAUCAUGUCCGUUUUUGAGAACAGCAUGAAGGAAAGAGGCAUCACUGAAAAUGAAGCCUUUGACUGGGAGAAGGCUGGUACAGAUAUCUUGUUGUCCACUAGCACCUCUACUCCACCACAGCAAAACACCAGGCAAACAGCAGCCAUGUUUGGGGUGGUUAAUGUCACUCCGGUACCUGGGGACUUGCUUCGUGAGAACACUGAGGAUGUCCUACAGGGUGAACAUCUGAGUGACCAAGAGAAUGCUCCUCCCAUCCUGUCCAGCCGGCCAGCGGAAGGACUCGGUCAGGCUCCAAACACGGCUUUCAAUGAGGGUGAAGUUUGGGAAGAGACAGAUGUGAAUCGCAACAAACUCAGGAUCAGCAUCAGCAAAACUCAGUGCAUGGUGGAAGAGGAGCAGAGGAAUGGUGUCUGCCCCAGCUCCCCGGUGCGAGUGCCCCCAGAGUCCCCAACUGCACAAGUGCGCUCCCUGCGCUACCGCCGCGUGAACAGCCCCGAGUCUGAGCGCCUCUCCACUGCUGAUGGCAAAGCAGACCUGCACGAGAGAAGAUCUCGAAUGGAUAUACCUGGCUCUCCGUCACGGCUGGUAUGCUCCUCCCAGCCAGCCCAGAUGCUGUCCAUUGACACUGGCCAGGCGGACCGGCAGGCAAGCGGCAGGAUGGAUGUAUCUGCUUCGGUGGAACAUGAAGCCCUCAGCAAUGCUUUCCGCUCAGUGCCACUCGCUGAGGAGGAGGACUUUGAUAGCAAGGAGUGGGUUAUCAUUGAUAAGGAGACAGAGCUGAAGGACUUUCACCCCGGUGCUGAGCCAAGCACCUCUGGAACCACAGAUGAGGAGCCUGAGGAAUUAAGACCUAUCGAAGAGGGUGAGGAGAGAAGGCGCUUGGGAGCAGACGCUGCAGUCAGGCCGAAGACGCAUGAUGGGCGCAGCCGGGGCAUGCAGCCUGUGACUGAGGAGGACAGUUCCCACAGACAUGAAGGACCUUCUCAAACAGUGUCUGACAGUAAACACGAACAGCAGACAGGAAGUCCAGCCCACUCCCCCCUACAUUCAGCACCAGCUAUCCGACAAAGGAGACGAGAAUCUGAACCCACUGGUCCUCAGAGACAGGCGUAUAUGCUGAAGUCAUUUGAAAUGAAUGGUCUGCCCAAGGCGGUGCCUUUAAGUUUGCCUUACCAAGACUUCCGAAGAGAUGUGUCAGACUACUGGGAGAAGCCCAAGGUGUCCCAGCGGAUAAAGAAGGUCGAUUUCUCAAAUGUCGUCUUGACUGCUCCUUGCAAACCUCUGGAACCUUAUCUGGAAAUUAAUGGAAAAGAGGAGGAGGAAGAAGAAGAGGAAGAAGAUGAGGACGAAGACGACGAGGAGGAGGCAGAGGAGGAGGAAGGGGAUGAGAUUGACAUGCAGAGCGGUUCCAGCAGUGACCUGAGUCAGAAGAGCACCGAGCGCAGCCAGGAGUGCGCACCAUCCACGCUCCUGGCUGAUGACCAGAAAGGAUCCAAGGGUCGGGCGUCCACCGCCGACGGGGACCUGGAGCUGGAGGAAGGCUCGAAAACACUAGUGCUUUUUUCACCAGGUGAUCUGAAGAAGUCUCCGAUGACUACAGACUUGGCUCCAGAAGUUGAUCUGGGCACUCUUGCUGCACUGACACCUCAGAGCGAGCGGCCACAGCCUAUGGGUAGCCAGCUGGAUGUAUCCGAGCCAGGGACCUUGUCCUCAGUCCUUAAAUCUGAACCAAAGCCUCCCGUGGCAGUGGCUACAGCUUCCUCCCCCUUUACCAAAGUUGAGCGCACGUUUGUUCACAUUGCUGAAAAGACUCACUUAAACGUCAUGUCUUCCAGCGGCCAGCUGAUGAGGCACGAGGAGUACUGCCCUCCGGGCCAGCUGGACGACGUCAUCAUCGAAGAAGAGCUGGAGGACAACCUGGUGCUGGUGGAGAAUGGGAGCAUACACUCGGGGCUGGAAGGGGCAGAGACGGAGAGCUGCGCGCUUUCGGCUAACCACAUCGAGACCACCUCAGAGGCGGCGGGGGAGCAGCCGGCCCUUCCCAAUGGCGUGGCAAAGCCUCCCGAGGACAAGCCGGAGCCCUCCGACCAAGCGGCGCUCUCGCUGGAUUUGGAAGAGCCUGGCAAGAUGGCCGUGAGGGAGCCUGACCUUGAGAAGUCAGCACCGGCGGCGGAACAGCCGAAGCGAGCAGAACCCCUCGCCGACAUCCCGCGGCAGGGCCCCAGGAGACCUCUGGGCUCCAGGUACAGAAGUCGGAUACCCAUUUUGUUCUCCGAGGAGGACACCGGCUCAGACCUUUCAACUUCACUCUCGGCCAAAGAGAGGCUCUAUAAGAGGGCAAAGCAACCCGACUUGGCUCGCAUGGUGAUGGAGAAGAGGCAAAACCGUCUCCUUCGGCUGGCCUCGGGGGCCUCCUCCUCAGCGUCCUCCAGCGACGACAGGCGGUGGGCCUCAGAAACCCUGUCAGCCACCGGCUCCGAGGAGGACACCCACGACUCCGAUGACUCCAUCCCAAGGAAGGCAGGGAAGGAGAAGGCCACGCUCCGGGAGAAAGAAGAGAGGCCUGUAGGCACAAGGAGCAGGAUUCCUCGUCCCAUCACACCAGUGAAGAUGCCACUAGAGGUGGCCAAGUCCGAGAGCUCUGUGGCGAUGGCAGUGCUGUGUAGCUCCUCGCAGCACGCGGCCGUGGCCUACAGGCUCCAGGUACAUAGAUCAGCUGGAAGUGUCCUGAGCGAGUGCCGAACAACGCCAACACAAAGCCGGCUUCCUCCUCCAAGCUCCGCUUCUCUUCCUUCACGGAGCAGCUCACGGAGGUCCAGCUGUGCAUCCCCUCGGAGCCCUGUCCUUCCCUCGAGAAACCCCAGUGCUUCCCCCAGAAGCCAGCCGCCACCUCGGAGGGAAAGCCCUUCUCCCUGCCGACAGCAUAAGCCAGGGACUGCUCUUCAGCGAGUUCCUCCUUCCCCCCGACCUCAGCCCCCAGCUCAGGCCCUGGGGCCGACAGGAGAUUCCCUGCCCUCUCCUGGUGUGGCCAAAAAACGACAAAGAGGAAAAACCCAGACUCAGAGUCCAGCAACCAAAGGAAAGCAGGUGUCCCUGGAAAGUAAGGCAGCUGCCAGAUAAUGACCUUCUGCCAGCCCAACAGACUGCACUUAGUAUGCACUUGAGAUGCUGCAGCACAGCCUUCCACGCUGGACCCACGAGUGUAUAGCAGUAGCUGUACUUCAAUGCUUCACUCACACUCACCCCACACCGUCGCGAUCAGCUCCCACGGGCCUGAGAGAGCCUCUAAGCCACAGAGCCUGCUCCAAGGGAGACAUCCUGCCCACAGCUCACGCUUGCUAACGCACAGCACCAAGCAGCGACACAGGCAGCCUGCCUAGUGCCUGACUCUCCUCCCUCCCUCCCUCCCUCCUUCCCCAGGCAUUCCCAUCUCUCUGUUAGCAAUACCAGUCGCCAACACCGACCCUAACUUUGGAUGGAAGAGCAGAGGUGAUGUGGGCAAGCCUGCUGGGGAGGAAGGUUCCUGUCCUGCAAGCAGCUCCCUCCUCUCUCCUUGCUGGGAAAACACCAGCCUUGGCCACCACCAUCGAGCCUUGGCUUGCCUCCUGCCACCUGUGUUAGCAAGGGACUGUCACUGGCUUAGCCGAGAGCGAUGGAUGUGUCUCUGUGUGCCGAAGGAAAAGCAGGAGCAGGGUGGAGGGGGCUUCUCUGCAAAUGGGAGAUGGGCAGGUCUUGAUGGAUGCUCCAGGUUGCUCCAGUAGGUCCCACAGAGGCGGCCUUGCUGCUGUUUCAGUUUGUGCCCGUGUGGUGGGUCUUUUGAUGGAAGUAGGAUGCGUUGGCAGCUUGGUGGGAAAUCAGGAGUGCUUGCUGAUUGAUGUAGAAGGGAGCACGCUGCAGCCACUUCUGUCUCAAAUACCAAACUGAUUUGUAGAGAGCCUUUCUCCCAGUAUGAGUGGCUCCCCUCAACGUGAGCGUGGUUGGCACCACAGACCCACCAAACACUGCUCCAUCCUGCAGACGUGCAUAGUCACUGGAUGCCUUUAGCUUGGGUGCCCCUUGCACCUAAUUUCCUUGUGCUUUAUCGUCAGCGCUCUUGGUGUUUGUGAAUUCUCGGCACUGCGGUUGGAAGGUUCCCCGACACGGUGGGGUGGGAAAUUCUUGCACUGUAGUAUACUCCAAAGCUGCUGCUUCACAAGGAGGCGUUUGCUGGCACACCGUGCGCCCCUUGUGCAUUUCCACUCAAGGCUGAGUUGGUGGGUUGAGUUGCAGAGGUUGGGUUUAUGUCUUUUUCGAUGCUCAGCUCUUCCACACGCGUGACAACCAAUGACGUGAAUGUAAAAGCGGGAGCUGUGCUGCUUCAUGUAAUGUUGUCAGAGCGGAAGCUUAGUGCUCAGCUAGAACUAAAUCCACCAGCUUUUUAGCCCCCACACUGACUAGGAAGGUUUGAAAAUGGAAGCCAGGAGGACUGAGCUUGAUGACAUCUUGAAGCGGUCACAAAAUUUUCCCCUCACCUCGCAGGGAGAAAGGGCCCAGACUCCAAUACUUUGGGCUUCGUGUCGUUGUCAUGCCUAAAAGAGGCUUUGUAUGAGGCAGAAAAAAAUAUGGCUGCUCUGUACACCCAUUCCUGCAGCUACAUCUAGCUGCAAAUAUUUACAGUUUUCAGACAACAAAGCUUGGUAGAGGAAUCUGGACAGUAAUAACCUGGGCUCAUUUGAACACAGGCACAAACAGUCACACUGGUGGCCAUGGAGUCCAAAGAAUGCUGAAAUUGUUCACAUUGCCAGAAACUGUUCUGGAAAGGAGUAUAAGAGCUUUGACAGCAUGACCAGGAGAACAGGGUGCUCCUUGGACAUCUGAACAGGGAAAUGGCUUGAAAUAGGUGACAGGAAUUACUUCCUGAUAUGACAGUGUCAGCGUUGCCAGUGCUAAGCAUAUACUUCAUCUGGCUCCAAGUGUUUGCUGUUUUCCAUUGAAGUUGUUCACCCUGCUAGAGUAAGAAGAGCAGCUUCUUGUCUAAAAACGUGUCCUCAUCUUUCCAGGGAAGCAUUGGGAACUCGGAGGCUGGGUUGUGGUUUGGUGGACUGAGCUGAUGUUGCCACCCAAAGCAGUGGUCCCUCCAAGCUCCAGCUGCUUCAUUGCACGGUCUCACCUCCUCCCACUGGAGCAGCUGUUUGGUGAAGUGGCUGGAAAUGCUGAUCCAUCAUGACACCAAGCACACUGGCUUCUUGGUUGGGGUGUCAUCUGGUUCAGUUCAUCAGCCUAGUUCAGCAUUUGGUCACACACCAGAAGUGGGGCAAGGAGAGGACAGAGAGUGUGACCACUUCUGGUGGCACUGUAACCUCAUGUGGGUUUGAGGUGUGUGUCCAACUACAACCCAGGUAUUUGCAAACUAGAAAACAGAGUCAACACAAACACAAAUUACUUCCAGAAAUAUAAACCAUAGGGGCACUCCUGUUAAUUCCUUGGAGGACUAUUCAUUGUAGAGCUCAGAUGGUAAGACUUUGUUGUGGAACUUUUACUAGGUCCUAGAUGCACAUGCCAAAAAUUAUGAUGAAAGAGCUUGGAAUGAAGGCUGCAGGACUAUUAACAGGGUUAGCAAACUUGCCUUACCACGGGAGGUCAGUAAAGCACAAGUCAGUGUAUUUGUUCAAGAGAAAGUUUAAAGAAAAGUUUUCCUUGGCUUGGCUAUACCUGUGUGAGGAGGGAAGCUCCAGGGCAGAGAGAUCUCUCAUCUGGCACAUGACAGCAGGGGAGACAGACUAGCUGAGAAUGGCAGGUGAAGAAAUCAGGCAGGUUGCCAGUUGUUAAAUGACUGCCCAGUGAAAUCUUUUCAUGGGAAUGUGGGGACUUGCUCAUAUUAAAAGGUUUUCUGAGAAACCUAGCUGUCUUCUAAGAGGUCUUCCUACCAUGACCCACCCACGAGUAGUGGGCAGGAUGUUGGUGACACCAAGGUAUCAUUCCUCUUUGUGGUGCAGUAGCUUCCUGGUCCUGCUGGACACAUGCCAAAGCUGUCACACAUUGGAGGGCCACCAGACACAUUUGAGAAAGCCAGCAGAUAAUAACAGCCAUGCCCAAGUGGUGUUUGACAGGACUGGGCUGAGGGCUGGCACCACAGGGAUGUGGGACUGGCAUGGCUCGUCUCUCCUUGUGGCUGUGCUACCUCUGCCCCAGCACAGCCCUGCUUCCCAGCUGUCCUGGCCCAGGCAUGCUCGUAAGCCCCCUUCUUAGCAGCCCACAUGCUACAGGAGGUGACAUCUUGAUCCUCCUUUCAAGUGUCAGCAGAGGGACCUGAGAAAGCCCCUGCCAUGCAGGUGCUGCUCUGGAUCUCCUCCCUGGCUCUGAUUUUCAAGGUUCUGCCCUUCAGUUACUCGAUGGUGAGCGUGACCUCAGGGUACUCCCAUCACUGGGGUGCUGCCCAGCACACCCCGAUUGCAGAAAUUCCCAUUCUUCUUGUAUGUGUCUCUGGCAGGCAGGUGGACCAACAGCGAGACUCUGUGAAAACACAGUAACCGUGAAAACAGCCCUCCAAAAGGCUCGAUGACUCCUCUGGGUCUUCUCUUCUUCCUCCACACCUCAGGGAGGCUGGAAGGGCACCUGCCGUAGUUGGAGCAAACACAGGAGAUCAUGUUUGAAGGCAGGAGAGGAGGAGGCCUGUGAUGUUAGGGAGAAGCUGAGGGAUGCUAGGUUGGACAUGGUAGGCUGACACAUCCCAGGAAGGUGGGAGAGGCAAGACCCUGUUGUUCUCUGCAAUGAAAUAGGGUGUGGAAGUUGUGUCAAGCCCCAAGGACACACAGGCCUGCUCAAACACUGCUGUUGAUGUGUGACUGCACCCUUGCUUCCCUGCAAAGAAGAUUGAAUCAACCAGGAGCAGAGAAAUGACUAGGAAGAGUAAAGAAAACUGUUUGGGGUCGGGGGAGGAGAAGCAGGCUUCCCAGCCCUUUUCCAUGUUUGUGGGAAUUUCUGGGAACAGCGUGACACUGUGUGCUUCCCCAUUUGGUGUGUUUGCUGCAGGGCCUCUCCUGGCCAGCUGCAGAUGGUUGUGCCCAUGAGUGCUUGAGAGGACUGCUGGGACAGGCUGCCACCAUGCCUGCCUGUGUAUGCAUGUCUGUGAGUGGUAGGCACAGACAGGACUUGUUCAGGGGAGCAUUGUGGGGUCCUGUAUGUGCUGGGAGCGUAAGUGUCUUUGGGACUGCCCAAAGUGUCUUUGGGACUGCCUGGUAUGAGAUCCAGCAAAGGCUCUGCUAAGAGCCUUCACUUUGCAGGGGGGUCUGUGAAGGUCCCACCUCUUUCUUAGGUACACACUGGGUGAUAAAAAUGAGUCAAUGAGUGAUGUCUAGACAGGAGAUGCUUGCAGAGAAACAGGGAUACAGGGCAGAUGUGCCAAGUGGCGAAUCUGAAAGACAGUUCUCAGCCCUAAGCCAGUGUGGUGACAGAUCAUAUGAGCAGAAGGACCAAAGGGACCAAUGGCACCAGUCAGACAAAUGCCAUGGAGGGGCUUGGACACGUGGCUGGAGCUGCUUUGCUGGUUUGUCUGUUUGGCAGCACAAACACUUCUGCUUGUCUUGGUGCAAAAGGUGUUUCAGUAGCAGACAUCUCUUGAAUCAGUUGUGCUUGGAAUCUGUCAGAGGCAAGAGAUUUUGCUUGCCCUUUCUAAGUAAAGAAUAUUAUAAUAUAUAUAUUAUUAUAACAAUAUAAUAUAAGUAGUGCCCAUUAUAUAUAGUGGCUAAAGGUUGAAAAGGAUCCUGCUACCUUCAAAGAAGUGCCCUGAUGCUAUGUGGCUUCUGAUGUGUGCAGGACUUGACUGCUGUGUGCAGUGAAUGUGGUUGGAGGAACAGGGUACCACUCUACCAAAGUGCACGUGAGCUGUGAGGCUCCACUCUCCCCAGCAUGAACCAGGGGCAAAACACCCCAGCUUGGAUGGUUGGCAGCCGUCAUGCUUCCCAUCAGAGUUGUAGCAACUGCUGGACUGCCACACAACUCUGUGGGGUAUGGAUUGGGGUCUGGAGGGUCCCUGCUCACGCGGCUGCUCUUGACUAACACAAGUGUGGUUUGUUCUCUAGGGAAACGCUUCAAGCAAGUUGUGUUAGGGCAAGACAGUCUUUGAUGUUUCUCCUUUCUGACACAGAGGCAUUUUUGCAGUGUAGAUCCUCUGUAAGAAGAUGGCUAAGUAGCUAUUGAUGGCUUGACCAGCUCCAGUAGCAGCUCAAUAGUCCCUUAGCACACUUCUUUCUUCUCUGUAUAGUUUGCUGACUCAUGGCAUGAUCCCAGCACUAUUCCCUGUGCACAGACACCGAUGCCCACCCAAGACCUUGCCCCACACAUCAAGUCAGCUACGGUUAAAUUAAUCUUGUGAACACAGUAACGGUCCCAUUGUGGACAUGAUGAGUUUGGUAUCAGCUGAGUUCCAUCUGGCUUAACUGAAAGGUGCCUGUGCUCCAGCAGUGCUAGGCUGGUUCACAAAGCAUGCAGGGACCAGCUGGGAGUUUGCAACCACCUUUGUUUUCAUCUGUUUGCCAGCUGCUGGGACAGCAGCGCACAAGGAGGGGAGCUUGAGCUCCUCUUCAGGCCCUUUCCUCUUGUGUGCCUGUACCACUGAUACUGGCCCAUGGGCUCGCUGCUGGCUCCUGAGUUCCUCUGCAGAACCCUGAAGGGUUGUUUUGCUCUUACCAUACUGAUAGUGAGCACAGUGCCAGCUGACCUUAGGACAGGUUGGCAGCAUCUCCGUGAGCGUUGGGGUUGGUAUCUUUGUGAGGCCAGAGAACAGCCCUGGUUGCAGGCAGUGGUCAGCUGUGAUCCCAAGCACAGCCAGAACCCCAUGAAAUGGCAGUAGAUGUCAUAACUCUCCUGUCCUCUUGUUCCUGAGCUACCUCCUCUAGCAAGUAUUAUCUUCACAGUCACUGUGUACUCCCUGCAGAUCAGUCCUUCUCUAUCUGGGGGACUGAAGCCCUCCUGGAUUUCUGCAAAGCUUGAGGUUGACUAGGCCACCAAUUUAUGCAGCAGGCACUGCACCAUGCAGGCUGCAGGUUAUAAGGAGGAACAUUGUCCCUUUUACUUCUGGAGCUUCAAAUGUCUGGAAGGCAGGUUUCAAGUACACAUUGAUGCCCUCUGUGCUAAAAGGAGCUACCACAGAAAAUCUAGAGGUGGAUUCCUGGUAGGGACCAAGGAGAGAACUCCUCAUGCUCUUAGCUCCGAAAGCAGAGGCGCUGCAGGGGUGGGAUCUCUGCUUUGCGAAGGGUACUGCUGGGCUGGUAUCAGCACAGGGCCUCUGGCUUGCCUGGUAUUGUCUGUGCCCUGAAUGCAAGGAGGUCAGGAGGAGUCAGAGGCUCUCGGACCAUCUGCAGGUGGUGGGACGGGCUCUGCAGGCUGCAGGGUUUAGGUGAGGCAUCCAGGUGUAACCGUGUGUGGAAACCAGUGUCAGCAACACUACCGUGCCAUGGGACCUGGGCUGCUUCUUCUCCGGACAGGAAUUGGAGCUGGAAAUGCAGAUAAUUUUGUAUAUCUCCUUUUAACACGAUAGCAUGUGACUCUACACUCAGACGUUGUAUCUGGCACACUUGACGACGUUUUCUUUCACCUCUGUCACAGUCUGACCAAGUUUUUUGGCCCAGAGACAGGACUUCUGCUCCUUGGUACUGCCUGCCUGGAAAUGCAACUGGGUCCUAUGGCUAAAACUCUCUCUACAUACCUUUUUUUUUAUGUUGUUGUUGUUGUUCUUUUGGGUUUUUGUUUGUUUGUUUGUUUGCAUUCUUUAGGAAAGCAGCUGGAGAAUGUUUACACACUGCAAACAGAAUGUACAACUCCCAGAGACCGAGGAACCACACAGAUCCGGUUCAACUGCAUGGCAAAUUUCUUGCCCAUAAAAAAUCUGGCAUGCAUCACAGAAGCCCUGUCUGUGUACAGAUCCACCUGGCGUUUGUCAUAACUUCAGGUCACGUCCUUAAAAAGGGUAAAAAACAACAAAAAAAAAGGAAAUAAAUAAGUAAAUAAAUAAAUAAAUGAUGAUGAUGCCAUUUCUUGUUCAUCUCAGACACCGUUGUCAUUAGAUUUGUUAUUUUAAAAGGGGAUUCUUGAUCAUGCCAUUAAAAGCCGGUCUACCUUUU
This is a messenger RNA of Colius striatus (speckled mousebird), 11063 nucleotides long. RefSeq names its product tau tubulin kinase 1 (gene TTBK1). Gene Ontology annotation, cellular component: cytoplasm; nucleus. The record is from RefSeq and is a predicted model, not a curated record. Gene Ontology annotation, biological process: peptidyl-tyrosine phosphorylation; peptidyl-serine phosphorylation; signal transduction. Bases 100 to 4083 code for a protein of 1327 amino acids. Gene Ontology annotation, molecular function: ATP binding; protein serine/threonine kinase activity. The transcript has 15 exons. Lineage: Eukaryota; Metazoa; Chordata; Aves; Coliiformes; Coliidae.